Molecule: messenger RNA, 1515 nt
Organism: Acanthosepion pharaonis
Lineage: Eukaryota; Metazoa; Mollusca; Cephalopoda; Sepiida; Sepiidae
Source: the annotation of a GenBank genome assembly
AUGAAUCAUUUUCUUAAUUUCUUUCUUUCUUUUCAUUCUCUUAAAUGCUCGUUACUUUUAAUAAUAAUUAAUCUUGCACAUCCUUCAUAUUUUCUUUAUCAGUUUUUAACCUUCAAUUCUUCUUCUUCUUUCUUUUUCUUCUUCUUCUUUCUUUUUCUUCUUCUUUUUCUUCUUCUUCUUCUUCUUCUUCUUCUUCUUCUUCUUCUUCUAUGUUUCUCUCUCUUUCUUAUAAACGCCUCUCUGUUGCCUUUUCUCUUAGUCAAGUCUCUAAAAGUAUCAUCCUCGUGUUGCAUUUCUUUUAAAUUAUCUGAUCAACAUUCUUUUUCUCUCUUUCUUUCUCUCUCAGAUAUUAACCACCUUUUCUUUCCAUCUUCUAUAAAUGUUUGCAAUUUACCGUCACCUCUUUUUUUUUCCCUUUUCUUGAAAGUUCUUCCCUCAGCACCAAAAUCUUUCUUCCCCUACACAUCUUUCACUAACUUCCAUACCUCUCUUUUCUUUCUUCUUCCAUCCACUCUCUUUCUUUCUUUCUUUCUUUCUUUCUUUUGUUCUUUCUUUCUUUCUUUCUUUUGUUCUUUCUUUCUCCAUUCUCGCUUUUUCAGUUUUCCUUUAUUUCGUUCUUUACCUUCUCUCUUUUUUCUUUCUUUUUUUCUUUUCCCAUUCUUUUUUUAUUUCUUUUUUCUUUAUUUCUUUCUUUCUUUUUCUUUACCCUCUCUCUCUUUUAUUUCCUUCUUUAUUACUUUUCACUCUUCCUUUCUUUCUAUUUUUCCCACGUUCUUUCUUUCUUUCUUUCUUUCUUUCUUUCUUUCUUUCUUUCUUUCUUUCUUUCUUUUCACUCUUCCUUUAUUUCUCCCUCUCUCUUUUUCUUCCUUUCAUCAUUUUUUCUUACUUUCUUUUUCCUUUCUCUCUUUUCGUUCUUACAUUUUUCCUUCUCCUUCUUUCUUUCUUUCUUUCUUUCUUUCUUUCUUUCUUUCUUUCUUUUCACUCUUCCUUUAUUUCUCCCUCUCUCUUUUUCUUCCUUUUCAUCAUUUUUUCUUACUUUUUUUUCCUUUCUCUCUUUUCGUUCUUGCAUUUUUCCUUCUCCUUCUUUCUUUCUUUCUUUCUUUCUUUCUUUCUUUCUUUCUUUCUUUCUUUCUUUACCUUCAUUCUUUCUCUUUCUUUAUUUUCCCCUUCUCAGUUUUCUUUAUGUAUUUAUUUAUUUAUCACUCUCUCGUUUUAUUUAUUUAUUUUCCCUUCUCUCUUUUUCUUUCUUUCGUUUUUGCUUCCCUCUUUUUCUUUCUUUCUUUAUUUCUUUCUAUACCUUCAUUCUUUCUCUUUCUUUCUUUUCCCCUUCUCAAUUUUCUUUCUGUAUUUACUUAUUUAUUUAUUUAUCACUCUCUCGUUUUAUUUAUUCAUUUUCCCUUCUUUCUUUUUCUUUCCUUCGUUUUCGCUUCUCUCUUUUUCUUUCUUUCUUUCUUUCUUUCUUUCUUUCUUUGUGUUUCUCAGUCUCAGUAUACUAGUUCAAUGAGCUUGAUCUAA